Molecule: messenger RNA, 1471 nt
Organism: Monomorium pharaonis (pharaoh ant)
Lineage: Eukaryota; Metazoa; Arthropoda; Insecta; Hymenoptera; Formicidae
Product: U5 small nuclear ribonucleoprotein 40 kDa protein
Exons: 6
Coding region: 196-1245 (349 amino acids)
Cellular component (GO): catalytic step 2 spliceosome
Molecular function (GO): RNA binding; protein binding
Source: RefSeq, a predicted model, not a curated record
AGGUCUAUGUACACAGCACAGUGCAGCAGUGCAGGAAUAAAAAAACAAAUCUUUAAUUUGUGUCUCUUGCUGUAGAUGUAUGAAAAGCUCCAUUCACAUUUUUCUUUCUGACAAAAGUGGAUAAAGGAUCUGCGAGAUUAAUUCAGAUUAUUUUGCUGUUGUACUUGAUUGAAGUUAAAUUGAUAUUCCAUUAACAUGCCGAUCUUGGACAAAAGAAAAAGCGACGAUAUCUUAGCGUUGGUGCCCGCUUCGAAAAGAACCAAGAAUGAAGUCGUCUUUAGCAACAGGGAAAAAGCGGUUAUUCAAAGCGGUCCACCACGGACGUCCUCCUUAAUGUCAAUGAUAAUGCUACUCGAGGGACACCAAGGGGAUAUCUUCUCCAUAGAAUUUCAUCCUGAAGGACAGUACCUCGCGUCUACAGGAUUUGAUCGACAAAUAUUUAUCUGGAAUGUUUAUGGAGAAUGUGAAAACAUUGGUGUCAUGACUGGGCACAGUGGUGCUAUAAUGGAAUUACAUUUUAGUCCAGAUGGCAAUCACUUGUAUACAGCUAGCACAGACAUGACAUUGGGCUUGUGGGAUAUAAUAGCUGGCACACGAAUUAAAAAGCUAAAGGGUCAUACUUCGUUUGUAAAUUCUGUAUCAGGUGCGCGAAGAGGACCCACACUGCUCUGUUCGGGUAGCGAUGACAGUACGAUACGUAUUUGGGAUCCCAGAAAACGGGGUCAGUGCUAUACGUUAAACAACACAUAUCAGGUCACUGCAGUGACGUUUAAUGAUACAGCGGAACAAGUGAUUAGCGGAGGUAUUGAUAACGACAUAAAGGUAUGGGAUCUUCGAAAGAAUGCUGUACUUUACAAGUUGAAAGGCCACACUGAUACCAUCACUGGAUUAAGUCUUAGUCCUGAUGGAUCUUACAUACUUUCCAAUGCCAUGGAUAACAUGCUGAAGAUAUGGGACGUAAGACCAUUUGCGCCCUAUGAGCGUUGUGUGAAGAUAUUAUCGGGACAUCAACACAAUUUCGAAAAGAAUCUACUCAGAUGUGCGUGGUCACUGGAUGGUAGCAAGGUAUCAGCAGGAUCGUCAGACCGAUUUCAUUAUAUCUGGGAUACAACGAGUCGUAGAAUAUUAUACAAGUUGCCAGGGCACAAUGGAUCUGUGAACGACAUCGAUUUCCAUCCAAAGGAACCUAUAGUGUGCUCAGGAUCUAGCGACAAACAAAUUUAUCUGGGUGAAAUUGAAGCUUAAUAACAUGGAAGUCGUACUCAUAAUAUCUAUGUAAAAAAAUAUGAAGAAAAGCAUUUUCGAAUAUCGGUAAUUCUUCUCUCGUUAGUAAUUAUUAAUUUUGAACAUUGAUUGUACAUAUUCUCAUUCUCCUUUCAAAGAUAAUUAUUGCUAAUUAAACACAGGACUCACAUUGAAUAUAUCCAUGUAUUUAUAAAAAAAAAUAAAAAAUGUCUUUGAAUAUUGAUAA